Molecule: messenger RNA, 320 nt
Organism: Racocetra persica
Lineage: Eukaryota; Fungi; Glomeromycota; Glomeromycetes; Diversisporales; Gigasporaceae
Source: the annotation of a GenBank genome assembly
AACUGAUAUAAUGAUUGAAAAACAUGCUUGCAAAUGGGGCAACUGUUCUGAAAAGUUCAAUUCUGUGUCUUCACUUUGGGAACACGUAGAACGUCACGUUGAUAAUGCAGAGCCAACAGUGAUACACUUAGUGAACGAUGACGACACGCCUCAAGCAAAGAAUCCGGCAUCUUCAACUCCGAGCACAUUGGUCGAAAAGACUCGAGGAUCUUUCCAAACAUCUCUUCAAAACGCAUCUUUUCAAAACGCGUCUUUUCAAAAUUCAAGUGUCCCGACAAACAUAGACAAUCAUUCCACACAAAUUACUAGCAUCCAACAAA